AUGAGUACACCAUUUGGCAUUGAUUUCGGUAACUACUCGUCGGUCAUCGGCGUUGCUAGAAACAGAGGUAUUGACGUUGUGGUCAACGAGGUUUCGAACCGAGCCACCCCUUCGUUGGUUGGAUUCGGUGUUAAGAAUAGAUAUCUUGGAGAGGCCGCUCGAAGUAAUGAAAUUUCCAACUUGAAGAACACAGUUGGUUCUUUGAAGAGAAUUUUGGGCCGUAAGUCGGAUGAUCCAGCUCUUGAGAUCGAAAAGAAGUUUAUUACCAGUGAAUUGGUGGAUGUCGAGGGUUUGGCCGGUGUCAAGGUCCGUUUCCAAGGUGAACAAAAGACAUUCAACUCGAUUCAAUUGGCUGCUAUGUACUUGAACAAGUUGAAGCACAUUACCACCACUGAGAUCAAGGGUAAUGUCAGUGAUGUUGUCAUUGCUGUGCCAGUUUGGUACUCUGAGGUUCAACGUCGUGCUGCUGCUGAUGCUGCUAUCAUUGCUGGUUUGAACCCUGUUCGUAUUGUCAAUGAUUUGACCGCUGCUGCUGUUGGUUACGGUGUUUUCAAGAACUCGGAGUUGCCUGAGGAUAAGCCUCGUAACGUUGCCAUUGUCGACUUUGGUCACGCUUCAUACAGUGUUUCUAUUGCCGCAUUCAAGAAGGGUGAAUUGAAGAUUCUUGCUACUGCUUAUAACAGAGACUUUGGUGGCCGUGAUGUGGAUUUGGCCAUUGCCAACCACUUUGGCAAGAUCUUCCAAGAAAAGUACAAGAUUGAUAUCCACAGCAAUCCCAAGGCUUUCUCAAGAGUCUUGACUCAAGCUGAGCGUCUUAAGAAGAUCUUGUCUGCCAACACAUCAGCUCCUUUCAACAUCGAGUCUCUUAUGAACGAUAUCGAUGUUUCUGCCAGUAUGACUCGUGAGGAGUUGGAGGAGUACAUUCAACCAUUCUUGGCCCAAAUCCCCGAGCCUAUCGAGAGAGCUUUGAAGGAUGCCAAGUUGACUCCUGCCGAUUUGGACUCUAUUGAGGUCAUCGGUGGUUCUUCUCGUAUCCCCUCUGUUAAAGAGAAACUUGUUGAAGUUUUCGGCGGCAAGUCUCUUUCCUUCACUCUUAACCAAGACGAAGCUGUUGCUCGUGGUGCUGCUUUCAUCUGUGCCAUCCACUCUCCUACUGUUCGUGUCCGUCCUUUCAAGUUCGAGGACCUUAAUAUCUACUCUGUCACUUACUCUUGGGAGAAGGUCGAGGGUGAGGAUGUCAACGAGCUCGAAGUUUUCCCUGCUGGAGGCUGGUUCCCCAACUCAAAGGUCAUUACUCUUUUCAGAACUGCUGAUUUCGACCUCGAGGCCCGUUAUACUCACCCCGAGACCCUUGAGAAGGGUAUCAAUGCUUGGAUCGGUAAGUGGGCUGUUAAGGGAGUCAAGCCCAGUGAGAAUGGUGAAGCUGUUGCCGUCAAGGUUAAGCUUAGACAAGAUCCUUCUGGAUUCUAUACUGUUGAAUCUGCUUACACUGCUGAAGAGCGUACUGUUGAGGAGGAGAUUCCUUUUGAGGGUGAGCUCAAGGAGGGUGAGGAGGCCCCUGAACCUCAAUACAAGACUGUUAAGAAGUGGUUCAAGAAGGACGAUCUUACCAUUGUCCACACUCACACCGGUCUUGACGAUGCUGCUCAAGCCAAGCUUUUAGAAAUCGAGAGCCAAUUGACCUCUGAAGACAAGCUCGUUGCUGAUACUGAGGACCGCAAGAACGCUCUUGAGGAGUAUAUUUAUGAUAUCAGAGGCAAGAUCGAUGAUCUUUACAAGGACUUUGCCAGCGAUGAUGAAAAGGCCAGACUUCGUGAAAAGGCCGAUGCCGCUGAGGAGUGGUUGUAUGGUGAUGGUGACGAUGCCACCAAGGCUCAAUACAUUGCCAAGUACGAGGAGCUCGCUUCUAUUGGUAAUGUCAUCCGUGGCAGAUACCUCAGCAAGAUCGAGGAGGAGAGACAAGCCAAGCAAGCUGCUCAAGAGGCUGAGAAGCAAAGAAUCAUGGCCGAGAAGCUGCAAGCUCAAAAGGCUGCUCAAGCUGCUGCUCAAGCCGAGGCUGCUGCCAAGGCUGCUGAAGAGGCCGGCUCUCAAGACGCUGACGGUGAUGUCUCAAUCGAAAACUAA
Sugiyamaella lignohabitans is the source of this 2124-nucleotide messenger RNA. RefSeq names its product adenyl-nucleotide exchange factor SSE2 (gene SSE2). The transcript has a single exon. The coding region runs from base 1 to 2124 and encodes 707 amino acids. Gene Ontology annotation, biological process: protein folding. The record is from RefSeq and is a predicted model, not a curated record. Gene Ontology annotation, molecular function: ATP binding; ATP-dependent protein folding chaperone. NCBI's taxonomy places the organism in Eukaryota, Fungi, Ascomycota, Dipodascomycetes, Dipodascales, Trichomonascaceae. Gene Ontology annotation, cellular component: cytosol; nucleus.